AUGAGUAGCAAGCUUUGGGAAUAUUUUCUGCGCGAUGAUGUCGACAGUUUCCAGCGGUUCUUGGCAACCGCCAGUUACACAACUGGCAGCCAGCGGACCCCGGGAUCUGGAGGUCCUCCUACCUUCAAGGCCGGGACCCCCGGAACUAUCACGGCUUCUUCCCCUGGCGUCUCAUCAAAAAACAGGAAACUAAAUGGGACGUCUCCUGGGAGUUCGACGACCCCAGAUAAGGGCAGUGGUCCGCGAUCGGGCAGGGCUCUGACUCGGGAGGAUUUGAACGCGCGGGACCAGCUUGGCAGGACCCUCCUCCACCUUGUGGUAUCUUCAGCAAAACCUUCGGCGGUACGAUUCGCCAUCUCGCUUCUCGAAGUGCCUUUUCUGGACAUCUACGCGCAGGAUUGGGAGAGCGGCUGGACAGCUUUGCAUCGGGCUUUGUACGCCGGGAAUGUCACGAUUGCCCAAGCCUUGAUAUCCCGAGACGUACGCGAUGCAACGGAUUUUAGUAAACUGGGGACGUCUGUCCAUACAGGAGGGUUGAUUAAGAUUAAAGACCGGGAGGGAAAUAGUCCUUUCGAUGUUUAUGGGGCUACGAUUACAUCUCGUGACAUCAAACGCAUUGUCUCUCCCGCGGUCCCAGAUUCUUUAUUCACGGAUCUAGAUCAUAGCGAUGUGGCAUCUAUUGAAUCCCCCCAAGACGAUGAUUCAGACGAGGACGGUCUCAUUGGACGAGGCCUUUUAAAACCACGGACAAAUUUGCUUGCUGAUGAAGUGUACACGUUUGGAAGCAACAAAAACUUAAAUCUUGGUGUUGGAGAUCAGGAUGACCGUCAAUUUCCGGAGAGGAUAUCCGUCAAACGUCCAUAUCAUCUCUUGCAGCGGUUCCAUCGAGAAUACGAAAGGCGAAAAACCAACGUCACCGGGUCUGAUCUAUAUCUCGAGCAGACCAUGGAUUUGCCAACCCUGAUCAAAAACAGAGCUAUCAAAAUCCAGGACAUAGCUAUGUCAAAACUCCACACAGCCGUCCUUACGAACGAUCCGCAGUCCAAUCUCUUUCUGUGCGGUUUUGGUCCCGGUGGACGACUAGGCACCGGUGACGAGUCAACCAGAUUUGGUUUUGUCUGUAUUGAGACAGGAGGGCUUGCCAAUAAGAAAAUUGUUAGCAUUGCUCUCGGUCAGGACCAUACUCUUGCUAUCACUGCCCAAGGGGCAGUCUUCAGCUGGGGAAGCAACAAAUAUGGCCAGCUAGGUUACAGCCUUCCCAGGACUAAAAAUAAGGACGACGUGCCCAUUCAAAACGUCCCUCGACAGAUUUUCAACCCCUUCAAGAAGGAAGUUAUACUAGGGGCAGCAGCAUCGGCAAUUCAUUCGGUUGUCUUCAGCACUUCGGGUCUUUACACUUUCGGCAAAAAUGAGGGCCAACUUGGACUUGUUGAUUCGGAUGCCCGGUCACUUGAAAUUCAAACAACACCCCGGCGUGUGGGGGCCUCACUAUUCAGCGCUGUCAUACACAGCGUGUCCGCUAUCGAUCAUGCCACUGCUGUUCUUCUUCAAAGCCAUGAAGUUUGGGUGUUCUCCCAAUAUGGCUAUUCGAGGCUCUCAUUUCCUCUUGAUGUCAGCUCCAGUUUCAUCAGAGACAGCUUCAUGACAACCCGAUACGGCAACUCAGUCAAUGAGAUCGUCAAAAUCAGAUCUGGGGGCAAUACCAUCUGCGCAUUGUCCAGCUAUGGUGAAGUUUUUACUGUCCAGGUCAAUAAGAUGGAGAACCCACCACCUUUAACAUCUACGACGAACCCAACCAAGAUACGCAAUUCUUUAUCCCAGCCGUCUCGAGUGUGGUCUAUGAAGAAGACGCACAUGGCUGUCACAGAUGUCGACGUUGGACAAGAUGGUUCAAUUAUCAUUUCCACAGCGAAUGGUUCCGCAUGGCGGAAGGAAAAGCGUCGGAAAAUUAAGGACGGGUCAUCGAAGGACUACAAGUUCGCCCGAAUACCUGGACUGUCUCGAGUUGUGGGAGUAUGCAGCAAUGCAUUUGGUGCUUACAUAGUUGCGCAACGGGACUAUGAUGUAACCAAAGAGCAGAUCACUGUCGGUCAAAGCACGUUGUCCAGGGAUUUCAUACCGAUAUCGCCUUUUCGCUCUUUCAUGUUGACUGAUCAUACUGGCUUCGAUAUUUUUCAGGACGACUCAUUGGGCCUGGAGUCUGCCAUGUCUAUAAAAGCUGCAAUUAUGUCAGCAACAGACGUUGAGUCUUUUGUCCACACUCUGCAGAAUGAGGUGCCCAGCGGGAGAGUUUGGCUUAAGACAACCCUCUCCGACAUUAGAAUCCCUGUGCAUGAAUUCAUUUUAGCUGGGCGCAGUCCUAUCUUGAGGAAAGGUCUUCGUGAUUUCCGACUUGCCGAUACCUUCUCCAUACCAGAAUCCCUGACAAUUGGACGUGGGGAUGAAGGAUGUACUCAAAUUGUGUUCCAAGGGUUUGAUUUAUUGACUAUCUUGAAUCUUGUCUUCUUCUCAUAUACGGACGAUGUACUUGAUGUCUGGCAGCAUGCUCGACAGACGCCCGAAAACGCUUCCAGAUAUCGUCAGAUCCGCACUGAAGUGAUGCGCAUUGCGACGGUUCUGGAUCUGCCAACCUUGGAGAGAGCUGCUAGGCUUAUGACCGAGCCUACUAAAGCUCUGGAAGCCGAUAUGGCGCGUGCAAUACUAGAUCCUGCUUUCUUUGAAAGCGGCGACGUGAUAGUUGACCUGAACGGCGACGCCGUGAAGGUCCAUAGCCAAGUCAUUUGCCAAAGGUGUCCCUUUUUUGAUGCACUAUUUCAUGGUCGCUCGGGUGGUAAGUGGCUAGCAUCCCGGCGUGCAGACGCAGCAGACAACAUCCAUGUCGAUCUUAAGCACAUUGAACGACCAAUAUUUGAGUUUGUUCUUCGAUAUAUGUAUGCGGACACCGAAGACGAGCUCUUUGAUGAAGUGCGAACAAAGGACCUGGACGAUUUCAUUGGUGUCGUGCUCGAUGUUGCGUUUGUAGCCAAUGAGUUAAUGAUCGAUAGGCUGGCCCAAAUAUGCCAGAAGAUGCUUGGUAGAUUUGACGAGCAUUUGCUUUAUGCACUUGACCAUGUCUGCCAUGAGAACCAGUUGGCAGCUUACCCUAUAUCUCGAGGACGCAAUUCGGAGGCUUACGUUUUUGAAAAGUAUCCAGAACUUGCCUCUUUGAUAGAUAAUGACAAGCGCCGGAGAAUCGAUUCUAUGAGGCUUAGGUCCCAUGUCAACCGGAUUGAAGCUCACGAGGGAAGACUACGUUCGAUGAAUAAUGAGACUGUUGUGUCCCCGCUCGCACAAAAAACUAAGCCUACUACCUUUUCAAGAGAAACCCUGGCUGCCUCUUCACUCAGUCCUGCAUUAAGACCGAAGCCGUCAAGCAGUGACCUGAUGUUUCCAAUGGACGAUGACAGCCUACUAUUACCCGGUGAUUCGAUAAAGGGCAAAGCAGCAAUACGAGGGACGAGGCAGACUGGUACAAGUGAAAGCCGGUCGCAGAUCGACUCAUCUGCCGCUAGCCCUGGCCUGCCUGAGUCAGAUUCCUUUGGCGAUCAAAGCUAUUUUGAUGCUCAGAUGGCUUCUUCCCAUGGUACAGCUCUCGGCGAAUCCCAUCCUGAAUUCCGUGCUGCUUCACUCAGUAAUAGGAGAGACGAUGCUCAAUCGGCAGCAACCUCUUCUCAGGGACCAUGGAGCGCGGAGAUUCAGACGUCCAAGAAAAAUAUGAAAGAAAUUAUGAGCGAGGCCUCGGAAACUCGGGUGUCAAAUCUCAGCCUAGGCAUGUCUGAUCGCCGAGAAAGCAGCAGUAAUUUCACCCAAAAGCUAUCACAGAAAGAACGCAAGAAAAUCCAGCAACAACAAUUGCAGGAGAUGCUUUCUGCUCAACAGAAGACCAAGGAAGCACCCCAGAAUCCUUGGAAACUGCCUACAUCAAAUCAAACCCCGAGCAAACAGUCACCUUUAGCGAGCGUCAAAGGACAAGAUAGCGCAUCCUCGGAAGGUGCGAAAUCAGUUUUAAGGCCCUCAAUGACUAUUCGCCAGACGGUUGCCGGAACACCCCCUCCCUCCAAAGCUAGUAGUGGAACGACAACGCCCGUCCAAGUGCAAAGCUGCAGUGUGUCCAAAAGCGUUGGACCAUCCUCAAGGACCUCCGUUUCCGGCCCUUCUGCGGCACCGUCUUUCCCGUCUCCAAACCCUUCGGCCAACGCUCAACCCCCAAUCCAGUCAAUACGGCACAUCCCACGGCCUGAGCCAUAUCAAGUCAGUUUCCAUUCUGCCUCGCCCAACUCAAUGUCAUUAGCUGCCAUUUUCAUGCAACAGCAAACCGAAAAGGAUGAGAUCCGCGAAGCAGCAACGGCCAAACACAACCUUGAAGACAUCCAACUAGAGCAGGAAUUCCAAGAAUGGUGGGAUAAGGAGAGUCGACGAGUCCAGGGCCUACCAGACCCGAACUCUACCACCACUACAACUACAACCCAGCAAGAAGAAAGAGAUCCCCGGAGCCGAGGAGGCCGUGGAAAGGGAUCUGGACCGCGCAAGAGACACGGAAAACCGACUCCGGCCGCGAGGACCACUGCUCCGAGCGUUUCGGCAUUAACCCAUCAACUCCCACGGAAUACCGACUUCGAACACGCACAGAAAGUGAACCCCUCUACUCGUCGAGACCACCAUCCUCGUUCAUCAAGUGGGAAUCACACAGAACCCACCGAUAAUCAUGCCCGUCGUGGUGGUCGUGGCGGUGCUCGUGGCAGGGGGAAAGAUCGCGCCGAGAAAAGAUCAUAA
Messenger RNA from Aspergillus tanneri, 4812 nucleotides. RefSeq names its product BTB domain and ankyrin repeat protein. The record is from RefSeq and is a predicted model, not a curated record. Bases 1 to 4812 code for a protein of 1603 amino acids. The transcript is spliced from 2 exons. Gene Ontology annotation, molecular function: protein binding. Lineage: Eukaryota; Fungi; Ascomycota; Eurotiomycetes; Eurotiales; Aspergillaceae.